AUGUCCUUGCGUUUAGAUAAUAAGAAGAUAAAUAAUAUUUUGGUUACGAGCCAGGGUUAUAAAUUUUCUACUGUCAAGUGGAUAAAUACUGGUUAUCUUGCUUCUGGGACUUGGGAUUCAGAGAAAACGGAGAUUGCCAUCUGGCGAAAAGAUGUAUCUAUAAAAAAAUCACCCCCCUAUCUGAGUAUUUAUGCCAAGGGGAACUUGGACUCGGAGAUUUUCCAAGUAGAUGCUACUGAGACCUUAUCAGUUUCUGCUUGUUCGGAUGGAUAUCUUCGCUUUCACAAAACGGUUGUAAAGGCGGACGUCGCCUCGGCUUUAAUUACGUCGCAGCCAGCUAACUUUAAACAUGAAUUGGGUUGCACUUGUGCAAAGAUUUCUCAACACCUAAGCAUAAGCGGGGGUGGGGAUGGCUACGUAUGCGCUUACGAUUCGGAACUACACAAGUUAGUUUGGAGUAAUAAAGAAAAUUCACAGUCGGAAGAAAUUAGGGAUCUUUGCUUUAUUAAUCAAAAUGGUUUCGAUUUUGCAUCAACUUCCUCAAGCGUAGAAAUUCGGUUAUUUGAUGUACGAACCAAUAAGACAGCUUUGCUAUUAUUUCCAUUAGGUUUUGCGAAUGUUGCCAACUGCAUAGCGGUCAACGCUUAUAAUAAAAACGUAAUAUCAGUUGGCACGGAAAACGGAAACCUUAUUGUUAUUGAUGUCCGCAAUUUUAAAAGACCUAUUUUUUCUGUGCAAUCUAGUGGAGUGCAGGCCAUCUUACUAUUUUAG
Molecule: messenger RNA, 771 nt
Organism: Zophobas morio
Lineage: Eukaryota; Metazoa; Arthropoda; Insecta; Coleoptera; Tenebrionidae
Exons: 9
Coding region: 1-771 (256 amino acids)
Cellular component (GO): nuclear pore outer ring
Molecular function (GO): protein binding
Source: RefSeq, a predicted model, not a curated record